AUGGAGCAGCUCGACACGGAUCAAGUGACCAAGGCCGUGGUCGCGCUCAAGCAAUUCCUCAAGAAGAAGAAGGCGCAGACGUCCAAGCAGGCCCUCGUCGACGAAAACAACACGAUCCAGAUCAUUUUCACACGAGUUACCGUGCCUGUCAAGGAAUCCCUCAAGGCCAUUCCCAUCAAAUUGCCGCACAACAUCCGUGGUGAUGGCGAAGCGUGCUUGUUCGUGAAAGACUCGGACAAGGACCGCAUCAAGGCACAUCUCAAGGCCGACCCAGUCGCCGGGUUGGCGAAAGUCAUGCCGCUCAAGAAGCUCAAGAAGAACUUUUCACAAUUUAAAGACAAGCGCGAACUGAAGGCCGCGUACGGCGUCUUUCUCGUCGACGACCGUGUGCUGCCGUACGUCAAGUCGCUGUUGGGCAAAACGUUCUUCGACGCGAAGAAGCAGCCGACGACUGUCAACGUGACUGGGAAGAAGAACAUUAGCGACCACAUCCGCCGCGUUCUCGAUGGAACGGAGAUGUUCACGUCGCCUGGGCCGUGCUUCAACGUCAAGAUUGCCCACGACGGCAUGGACACGGAUCACAUUGUCGCCAACAUCGUCCAAGGCACCAAGAACAUCCUGGAGCAUGUCCCGAAAAAGUGGAAGAACAUCAAGUCGAUCAACAUCAAGACGUCGGACUCGGUGGCGCUACCCAUCUACAAUGCGCUCCCCAACUCGUCCAAGCUUCCGAUUGGGUCCAAGAAGCGAAAGGCUGAGGACUCCGACGCGCAACCUUCGAAGAAAGCCAAAGCUUCAGAAGCCAAGACCGCCGAGACCCCGGCGGUCUCAGUGGCCACCCCUGCUCCCAAAAACGUGACUGCUGACACGAAGGUGAUUGAGAAACCAGCGGGGAAGGCCGAUGUGACCAAGGCUAGCUCUGCGAAGAAGGUUUCCACCCCAGUGAAAGCGGUAGCGACUAAGGUGAGCCCUGCAAAGAAGGCGUCGAAGCCUGUGAAGGCGGAAACAGUAGUCAAAGCAAGCCCGAGCACGAAGAAGGCCACCCCAGUGAAGCCUAGUCCGGCGAAGAAGGAGGCAGCUCCCACGAAGGAAGCCCCCUUGAAGAAGGAAGCUGUCAAGUCAGUGAAAACGACGACCCCCCCGACAAAGAAGAGUCCUGCCAAGAAGGUCUCUGCCACAAAGAAAUAG
Molecule: messenger RNA, 1185 nt
Organism: Aphanomyces invadans
Lineage: Eukaryota; Oomycota; Saprolegniomycetes; Saprolegniales; Verrucalvaceae
Exons: 3
Coding region: 1-1185 (394 amino acids)
Source: RefSeq, a predicted model, not a curated record